This is a messenger RNA of Colletotrichum gloeosporioides, 699 nucleotides long. RefSeq names its product Oxidase ustYa. Gene Ontology annotation, biological process: mycotoxin biosynthetic process. Bases 1 to 699 code for a protein of 232 amino acids. Lineage: Eukaryota; Fungi; Ascomycota; Sordariomycetes; Glomerellales; Glomerellaceae. The transcript has 3 exons. The record is from RefSeq and is a predicted model, not a curated record.
AUGUCAUUCUGGCUUGAUUCUCAUCAAUAUUCAAAGAUUGCACAAGAAGAGACACAGGGUCAACACGAUGAACGACAUUGGUACAAGCGAAAUUGGAAUCGUGCAAAGGUUCACGUCAUUUACACUCUACUCCUUGUCUUCGUCGCCGUAGUCAGCAAUAACGCCUCCCGGCUCAACAGCGACAGUGCGUUAUACGGCGAAGAGCCCCUACGGGAAGAGAUGCGUCUGAAGACCGCCCCUCAAACAUUCCUCCUUGAUCUGACUUAUGCGAUGCCUCCAUCGCCAAAGGUCGACAAGGCUUGGUCAUCCCUCCUCCCCGAACGAGGCGGCUUCUUUACACACCCGAAGAUUGCACCGAAAGAGAGCUGUCUGGCUGUAUUUCAUCAAAUCCACUGCCUUGACAUGCUUCGUCGGGCGCUCUACGAAACGCGUCCAGAUAUAAUGGGCCAAGACAGAAACAAGUCGGACACAGCAUCGUCGAGCCAUGGGAGACGGGACAAGGCGACAGAAAUCAAUGGGGCGCAUGACAUGUAUCACCUGGGGCACUGUUUUGAUCUUUUGCGCCAGGCCAUCAUGUGCAAGCCGGAUUUGACGAUUGAAAUUGCGAACACCACACUCAAUGGUGUCACCGGCUUUGGCACAGAGCAUCAAUGCAUAAAUUGGAAAGAGUUGAUGAAUUGGAUGAAGGUGUUUGAGUGA